AUGCGUGCUGGCAUCGUGACACCUGGUCCAUGCUACGAGCUACAGCACUCGGUGUGGGAUGCUUGUUUGUGUAUUGGCCUCCCGGCACUAAGCAAAUGGGACUCUUUCAUUGCGACCCUUCUGGUUCUACUGAACAUAGCCACCCAGAUGGGUUUUGUCGCUGUUGUUCAAAUGCACAUGCUGGAAGAUGUCCUCAAGCCGGAUCAGCUAAAUCAGCUGCUCCGAUUCAGGGCCGAUGUUGCCCACGAUGUGAAGUAUGCAGACUUGGGCGGAGGUCGUUCCCUGGCACGGCGUGUUUGCAGUCAAGACGAUUCAUUGCAGUUGGCAAACGCCCAAACCGGGCUAGUCACUGAUCUGUACAACUACAGCACCAUCGGUCCAGUUCUAGCACUGCUGGCCAUCGGAUGCUGGCUCAUGACCACAUUGAGGGAGAUGUUUGACAUCAUUAGUUUCAUUGGUGCCGUUCAAACAUACCCUGUAGGUGAGACGACGCAGUUGUCGACGGAGGUUGGCGAAGAAGAUGCUGUUGAGAAGGCGGCCACGAUCUCAGAAAUCUCGCACAGCAGGAAGGACAUGCUGUUUGCUCUUGUGAUCGUGCCACGUUUCGUGGUCGCUGCUGUACUCAUGGUAACGGGCACGAGGUAUCUUGCAAAUACACUCAGCUUGUCGGACCUGAUCUUGAACGCCGUUGCGUUGGCUUUCAUAUUUGAUUUGGACGAGUUGAUCGAGUCUGCUUUUAUGCCACGGCUGGCCCGCUUCCUACUGGAUAAGCUGAGCACACUUCCGAUUUCUCAGCCGCGAAUUCCGGGAUUGGGGCAUGUCAAUGCCGGACUGCUGGAUCGUGCACGGAACUUUAUCAAACUCGCUUUGCUGCUGGUUGGCCUACUGCUGUCGUGGUACUUGCUUCUACAACCCCUGCAGAGCACGACACAGUUGGCUCUCAACAUACUCUGCAGCGGCAGGCAGGACUUCAUCUAUGCUGUAAACGCGGCCACUGGGAUCAUCGAGGCUGUACCAACAUUUUCUGAAGAGGCGCCACUGACAUUCAGCACCGAACAGAGGAGCGUGCUCGAGCUGGCGAAGCUUGAUCUAUACCAUAUGGAAGGCUUAUAUCCAGAAGCUAUGAGCAUGGGGCAGAUAAGAGACUUUGACGACACACCUGUAUUGCAGAAAAUCCAGCAGGUGCUCCUGCUGGAGCGGAGCGACGUUGCAGCUGCAGCAGACAACUUACCAUGCACUGACUGCCUUUGCUGA
Symbiodinium sp. CCMP2456 is the source of this 1254-nucleotide messenger RNA. The record is from the annotation of a GenBank genome assembly. NCBI's taxonomy places the organism in Eukaryota, Dinophyceae, Suessiales, Symbiodiniaceae.